Molecule: messenger RNA, 1095 nt
Organism: Lathyrus sativus (Indian pea)
Lineage: Eukaryota; Viridiplantae; Streptophyta; Magnoliopsida; Fabales; Fabaceae
Source: the annotation of a GenBank genome assembly
AUGGCUUCGUCAUCCAAACCAACCCCGCUCUUGAAAGACGAACUCGACAUCGUCAUCCCUACGAUCCGUAACCUUGAUUUCCUUGAGAUGUGGCGACCUUUUUUUGAACAGUAUCAUCUCAUCAUUGUUCAAGAUGGGGACCCUACUAAGGUUAUCAAGGUUCCUGAAGGUUUCGAUUAUGAACUGUAUAAUCGGAAUGAUAUCAAUAGGAUCUUGGGUCCUAAAGCUUCGUGUAUCUCGUUCAAGGAUUCGGCUUGUCGGUGCUUUGGGUAUAUGGUUUCUAAGAAGAAGUAUAUCUACACCAUUGAUGAUGAUUGCUUUGUUGCUAAAGACCCAACUGGCCAUGAGAUCAACGCACUUGAGCAGCACAUUAAGAAUCUCCUUAGUCCAUCCACUCCAUUUUUCUUCAACACCCUUUACGAUCCAUACAGAGACGGUACUGAUUUCGUCCGUGGAUACCCUUUCAGUCUUCGUGAAGGUGUCCCCACUGCCGUUUCUCACGGCCUUUGGCUCAACAUACCUGAUUAUGAUGCUCCAACUCAGCUUGUCAAGCCCCAUGAGAGAAACACUAGGUUUGUUGAUGCUGUCAUGACCAUUCCCAAAGGAACUCUGUUCCCCAUGUGCGGUAUGAAUCUGGCGUUUAACCGUGAACUGAUUGGACCUGCAAUGUACUUUGGACUCAUGGGUGAUGGUCAGCCCAUUGGACGUUACGACGAUAUGUGGGCUGGCUGGUGCAUUAAGGUUAUCUGUGAUCAUUUGGGAUAUGGAGUGAAAACUGGACUUCCAUACAUAUGGCACAGCAAAGCAAGCAACCCAUUUGUUAAUCUGAAAAAGGAGUACAAAGGUAUCUUCUGGCAAGAAGAGAUCAUUCCAUUUUUCCAAGCUGCAACCCUUUCAAAAGAUUGCACCUCUGUUCAGAAAUGCUACAUUGAACUCUCCAAGCAAGUCAAGGAGAAACUUGGAACUAUUGAUCCCUAUUUCAUCAAACUCGCCGACGCCAUGGUCACUUGGGUUGAAGCUUGGGAUGAGAUUAACAACAGCAAAUCUGAAGAGACAACUUCAACCAAAGCUUCUGAGGUUGCUGCUACCAAGUGA